Molecule: messenger RNA, 1298 nt
Organism: Ciona intestinalis (vase tunicate)
Lineage: Eukaryota; Metazoa; Chordata; Ascidiacea; Phlebobranchia; Cionidae
Source: RefSeq, a predicted model, not a curated record
UAUUGUUCAAUGUAAAUUACAUGAGCGUUUACUUAGUAUUUUAUUCAGCAUGAGGUGCGUAUUUAAAGUCCUAGUUUUCAGUUUGAACUUCAUCUGUCUGGCCGCUCAGGGCCGCCAACAGUUGGUAGCACGGACAACUCCAUCACCGGAAUACGUUGAGUUACUGAAAGAAUUCUGGCCGAAUUACAACGAGCGUUGUCCAACCGGGUACUUGAUGUGCAGAGACGAAUCUUUCUGCUUCGACGAAGCGCAAUUGUGCGGCGGGAAUGAUGUGUGUAUCGACAGUUCUGACGACAUUAAUGCGAUAUGCUUGGGGAUCACACGACCUUUGACCCGAGUUACGACACCCCGUUUAACAACUUCCGAAUUAGUAACAAGAAUGACAACGACCGAACUAUCCUCUACAAGGCCAGAGACGUCGAUAUCGGCCUCUACAACAACGACGACGACUUCGAAGAAGACAACGAACCGUAGCACUACAACCAAAAAGUCGGUGUCCAUUACCUCAUUUAACGACUUCGGGAAUCCACUGGUAAUUGCCUUUUUCGUCCUUGUCGGUGGACUGUUGGUGUAUUUGGGACUUGUCAGUGUUUGCUGCAUAAGUCAACGAAUGAACAUCGUCAACCCAGCAGCGACAGGAGCAUCUCGUCCCGUGCAUUACGAUGCAGAAGCUGCUAACAGACCCUAUGCGCAACAGCAAGCUAAAACAAGAAACUCAAAACUUAACAUACGAAACGAGCCUCGGUAGAAUGCGUGAUUAUUAAUAUCCCGUCAUAGUCUAUGUGUACAGUGUUUAGGUCUUUGUAUUAUAAGUGCAGUCUUUUCUAGUCCUUUUGUGCACUUAUAUCUCUGUUGUUGCACCCCAUCCUCAUAUCACUGUAACUUUUUAAUAUCCGCUCUCACUAUAGCGAUCGAAGUUAACUCUAUUGACGAAGUUUCGCUUAAGCCCUUUGUGCGGCCACAGAUAGUUUAUUCUUACACUGUUAUUGCGCCACUUAACCCAGGGUCAUUAGUAAUAUAAGCAUACGCUGUGGUAAAGUGUAUUAUUUGGAUUGUAAAAUAAACACUACGAGGAACAACGUUCGUUUAUUUAUUGGGACUUAAAGGAAAUAAGCAACUAAGAAUGUCGAUGGUAAAAUACACAAGCAAAUGGUACAGGAUUGUUUUCACAUUACAGAUUAUAGACGACCUUGCAAAGUUACAAUUAUGGACAUAUUAGUGUAAGUUUGCAUCGUCAUAGUUGUUCACCAUACAGAACACUUUUGUACAGGAUUCAUAGGACGACCUGGCUCGCAAGA